CGGUUGCGCAAUUUCCGAAACAGGUUGCUCGAACCGCGAUGCCUAAGAUACUUUCUUCGUGAUGCUCCGAGUUCAGUCCAAGGCGAGCCGCGAGAGGACGCGGUUGGUGAAAGAUGUCAAACUGACAGCUGUCAAAGUCUAGUGCAGUGCGAAGGAAAGUGAACGUUUCCGGUAACAAACUGAUAUAUUUAAACGGUGUUUUCUAUUUUGGUGGAUUUUCAAGACUGUUGUUUUGUUUUGUUUUUUUUCGUUUCAGCAACCAAAAUGAUACCGAGAUGGAGAAAGAUGAUGUUCUGGUGCCUGCUGUUAACGUUUGUCUCAGCGGAAGAGCAGCCUUUGGGGUUGGUCUCCAAGGACACGGAGCACGAUUUAAUAGCUGAAGCGACACAUUCCGGUGCUCAAGCCCAGAAGAGGGAGGCUGGCCUGUCGAACUCCUACGGGGAGCCCCUCCCGCCGGACGCGUACGGACCUCCGAGAGAUACGUCCGACCUGAUUUCAGAUCUCCAGCUGCCGGUUCCCGUGUACGGCGUCCCUCAGCAAAACGACUUCCUGCAAGAAACACCGCCCGGAGCGUACGGGCCCCCGUCCCCCGUCGUGUUCCCGAGCCAACACUACGAAGGACCCCCGCCACCAAUUUCCAAACCGAAGCCAAUAUAUGGACCCCCCAAGUUUCAUGGACCGCCCAAGAACUUUGGUCCCCCGAAACUAAGCUACGGGCCCCCCAAGUCGUACUACGGACCUCCGAAGAAGUUAUACGGACCCCCUAAGCAAGGGCUCCCUAAGCCUUCUUAUGGUACACCUUUCAAAGCGCCCAAAGUGCUGUCCAAACCGUACCCAAAGCCAGUAUACGGUCCACCAAAACCAGUGUACGGCCCGCCAAAGCCAAUAAGAUCAACUUACGGUCCCCCAUUACCAAGUGUACCAUUAGAAGCCCCGCCUCUUCCUCAACCCACUAUCACCACAGUUGAAACCACUAUUGGCCUGGGGGGCUUUGGAUCAAGCCACGCUGUAGACGUUGGCGCCAACUUUGGCACAUUUGGCGACUCCAGUCUGAAUUUAGACUUGAAUCUACCCGCUCCUAUAUACGGCACUCCAAUCGUGUCGCUACCUUUGGAUGUUGGCAACGAAAACCACUUCCCGUCAGAGACGUACGGACCGCCGGGCCACGCGCUCGGCCCAAUCGGACCUAACGACCAGGUCGUGGUACAAGACAUAGCGGACGUCGGACACUACGGGCCGCCGCAACCCGACCCAAACCCGCGACCCCCACACCCAGGCAUCCCCGCUCCACCGACGCCCCCGCACGUCCUCUACGACGGCUGGAAGCCAAUACCUGGAGUAUCUAAACCAGUUGGACACGUCGAAGAGACUGUCUUCCAAAACGUCGGUGUCAGCGAUCAUUACGGCCUCCCGCCGCCCCCCGUGCACGAGAUACACGUGAACGAGCAGCAACUACCCGUCCUCGACCAAGGUCCUCACUUCGCGCAUCAGAUAUCAACUGGCUACUCCAGCGUACAUCAAGACGCGCUCUCUAACGUCGACCUCAAUUCGCUUGUUGGUGGAGAUUCGAACCACAUCGACCAGUCGAAGACAGUGUUCGAAGCUCACUAUACCGAGAACCAUGAUCCACAGGCUGACUUAGCUUUCAUCCAAUCGUCCAUACCCAGUCAGAGACCGUUUGAUUCUUACGGCGCUCCGCCAUUGGACUCGCUCUCUGGUGGACCCUACCCUCCGUCUGUAAGGCAACAAGGAGCCAAAGGCCUGAUCCCGCCUUCAGGAGUGUACGGCGUGCCACCGGGCAGUCAAUAUGGUGCUCCACCGAAACCGCCACCAUCCAAUUUGCCCAUCCCGUACGGCAGCUACUCAGGAGGUGGUCACUCCAUCCACACCGGCUUGAAUACUCCUAAAAAGCCCAUUAAGUUCAGAGAUUCCGUUCCUGCAGGCUUACUGGAGCACGUGGGUCAGACCACACACGGCAAGGACACCCUGACGAUCGACAAUCUUACCCAGGGACCGGCGUACCUACCGCCGCCCAUCAGAGACGCCAAAGAGGUCAAUCAUCACACAUCAUUCGGCAUAAAUCUAUCUAUAGAACCAACGGAUUUGUACAGCCUUCCUCACGCGGGAAAUCCCCUCAACUUUCAGGCCCCACAACCCAGUAACCUCUACGGGUCCCCCAUCGACUCUUACUCAGCUCCGUUCUUGACUGUGGCAGAUCACACAGCGUCCGGAUCCAACACUAACGCGGUCACAACGACCAUAGACGGCGCGCUUCUAGCAAACCUCUCCAAUUUGGAGGCUGCAGCGAUUCUAAAGCACUGCCCCUAUCACGAAGCUAUUUUAAAAGCAGCACAAUACGGAGAGAAAAUCCCUGUCGAACUGGCCACGAAGUACAUGGCCAGUCUGAAGUCCCUGGGCAGCACGCUCUCCAAGAAUCAGUUCACGAGCUAUCAGAAUUCAGAAGCCGUUCACAGUUCGAGGGAUCAGUUAGGGUCAGCGCACACGGCCGUCCACUCUGUACUGCCGAACAACGUCCGUCACGACGACAAAGUCAAAGGUAAAUCUUUGAGAGAAAUUCAGAAACAGAGUCACAAAGGACAGAAUUUACAGUUCGUUUCCGAUCAAAUUCAAAAGACAUCGGACAAAAUCAAGUCUCUGAACGAGGAAGCGAAGAUCUUGCAACAGCAGAUCGUUCAUAACAAUCAGAAUUUGAACCAGGGACAAUUUUCAAGUCAAGCCACGCAGUUCUCGAACGAUUUCACUGGUAAUCAAGCUACUUAUGCUGUUCAAAUACAAUCCUCUGUGGGUGGCAAAGGCAAGGAUCCGAGCAUACCGCACGAACAGCUGCUGAAUGAAGGGCUGUUACAGAGUAUACUUCAAGCCAUAGAGCAGCCCCGAGAUCCGAAACAGCAGUCUGUGCAAAUUCGUCAACAACCUAGCAACACUGACGAUGGCCUGGUGUUGCCAGUCGGCUACGAGCCAGUGGACAGGACCAAAGAAAUACAAAGCUCAAAUAGGGACAUUAAACAGAUCUUGCACAGCGAAAUAGUGACUAGGGGCGAUGUUCCCGAUUGCGAAUUGAAAGCCGAUGGAUCCGUGAACCACGAAGUAGUAGUUCCAGCGCCAUUAGAAAGAGUCAAACCGGUGGAGGAAGUAAACGAUAAUGAUGUCGCAAUAUUUUUCGAUGAAAAACCGAAAAACAACGAGCCAGUUACAGAAAUAUCCGUAGCGACCAGUAUUAGUGAAGACUCAGAUGAAAAUGGCAGUAAAACUCGUCAAUUCGGUGAGAAGAUCAAAGAGGCGUAAAGCGAUUAAUUUCAGGGUAGAUUCUAGUCUAAUUGCCGGUGGGUUCUAUUAAAAUUGAAAUAUAUCAAUGGAAGUUCAUGUAUUCGUGGCAACGAUAAAACCUUUAUACACUUUUAUUUUAUAUCAUAAAAUUGCAUGCUUAUAAAUUUCGUUCGUAAAAAUUGUCAUCUAAUCGGUGCCAUUUUUGGAUUUUAAAAAAAUAUUUAAUCAAAAUGCCAUUUAAAAAAACUAUAUAUUAUACCUUUGUAGGUUGUAAACGUAGGUAGGCACUCUACUCAUAAUUUAAUUUGGAACUCAUCCAUUGAUUUAAAAAAAAAUGGACGGAUCAUUCUGGAUGCGUUCCAAAUUACGAAUUUAUAUUGUUUAUUACAGUAAUCAAUUAACCCUUAUUUAAUAAAAUCGAUUAAUGUUUCGACUCGAGUUAGCUUCAAUUUGCAAUAAUCAAAGAUUCUGUUACCGUGAGACCAUUGCUUGUAAUUUGUCCUUUAAUCGACAAGCAAUAAAAUCUAAAAAAUGUGUGCGUGUACUAGUGUACACACGUAAGAAGUGAAACUUGUUUAUGGCCUUAUUUUUCGAAAAAUGAUCUACAUGCAACUUUCUAGAAAUUGGUUAAAUAAAGUUAAAUUAGAUAAAGUUUAAACAAAAGGAUUUUAUUAUCAUAGACAUGAAUACAAAAAAGUUAAAUUAGAUAAAGUUUAAACAAAAGGAUUUUAUUAUCAUAGACAUGAAUACAAAACAGAUGGCGCGUAACGGAAAAAAGUGACGCGUAACCGAAAAAUGUGACGGUAAAUUUUUUUCCAACGCCGAUAAGGAAGUUUCACUUCAAAAAUAAAUAAUUCAAUAAUAUACAUCACAGCGAUCAAGGGUUAAGCAUUAUUCACAAUUUAUUUGUAAUUUAUAAAUAAUAGUUCUAAGUUAACACAGUAUUUGUGGUGUCGUGCUCGUAUUUAUUCAUGAGGUUUGAAUGUUUAUGUGUAUUUUAGUACAAAUAGUUUUGUAAUUGUUUACAAAUAAAAAUAAAUAUAAAAUA
Molecule: messenger RNA, 4336 nt
Organism: Bombyx mori (domestic silkworm)
Lineage: Eukaryota; Metazoa; Arthropoda; Insecta; Lepidoptera; Bombycidae
Exons: 5
Coding region: 265-3306 (1013 amino acids)
Source: RefSeq, a predicted model, not a curated record